Messenger RNA from Brugia malayi, 873 nucleotides. RefSeq names its product Ground-like domain containing protein (gene Bma-grl-17). Lineage: Eukaryota; Metazoa; Nematoda; Chromadorea; Rhabditida; Onchocercidae. Bases 1 to 873 code for a protein of 290 amino acids. The transcript has 5 exons. The record is from RefSeq and is a predicted model, not a curated record.
AUGACACUCAUUCUGAUAUUUGUUAUACUUUUGAAAAUUUCCGUUCCGGUACAGGCAUUCCUGUUAGGAACCGGUAAUAACUGUUGCUGUGAAUGUGGCAUACCAAUGCCACAAAGUUGUGGAUGUGCCACUCCUGCACCACUUCCAAUUUGUCCACCACCAAUUCCUUGUCCACCACCAAUAUGUCCCAUUUGUAAUCAAUGUCCCCUACCAACACCUUGUCCACCACAACCUAUUGCUUUAUGUCCACCAUCUUAUCCUGUUUACUUACCACAGUCCAGCUGUAAUUGUGGUGCUGGAAAUACCGCCGCUGGUACUUAUACUUCUCCUGCUAGAGGUCAAAAUUUCGGACCAACACAAAAAGGAAUUUAUGAUUCUGUACGAAAUGUUGCGCAAAGUGCUGGAUUAGCAGUUGCGCAUGGCGCUUCACCACCAUCUGUAAAUCCACAAAAUUUGCUAGGAACUGAAACAGAUAUACAGAAUACAUCGGACAUUCAGCAAUUUCCAUCUAUUCAAAAUGAAGCUGAAAAAUUAAACGAUCCAACAUUUUUGAAUCCUGAUAUUACUCAUCAAUUAUCACCAUUAUCGUCAACAGCAGCAUCAAUAACAGAACGAAGUGCUCAUGGAGUGGUAAUAAUUUCUGAAAACAAAUGUAAUAGCUUAGUGCUCAGGGAAUUACUUAAAAAGAAUAUGGAUGAAACGGAUCCGGUCAUAUCGAAACGAUCAAUACAUAAAGCAUUUCAAGAAAGCAUAAAAGAAAAUGACUUGGAUAUUAUUUGUUCAGAUGCAGGCUUUACUUAUAUUGUUAGUACGACAGAAUAUUGUGAAGCACAAAAAGAAAAAGUUAUUUGUUUUGUGUAUAAAAAAACUUAA